AAUGGAAAAUGAAAUAGGGGACAUUUUGGUGCUGUGAAGGAAAGGUACCCACUAUUAUUUAAUUACUUAUUAACCAGGAUGCGAGGAAUUUAAUGGGGUGGGUUCUGUGUUGACGCGUCGUGCGAUGGCACCAGACGGAGCCAAUGCAAAGUUGAGUCCUGAUAUCAGCGACUGCUUUAUUUCCUUUUUGCCUCGACAGGACUAGUAAGGACCGUGUGUCGUGUAAACACUUCUUCCAUAUGUCACUAUAAAGCAUGGACGGGUGGAGCCCAAUCGUUGCGACACCUUCGGAUAACGACCGCUCCAGUUCGGAGGGGGAGUACAUGGUGGAGCCUGAGCCCGGAGACGAGACCCGGGAGGACGGAGUGCAUCGCGGUGAUAACGUGGACGGGAUGGACGACGGUGGCACCGCUGUAGGGUUUGGAAUAAGUGGGAUAGGGGAGGGCAAGGUGGUAUUGGGUCGAGUCGGACAGAGAGACGACAAAGAACUAAGGUACCUGCACUUGUUGUGGGAGCCGGGGAGAGCUGAGGUAGCAGCCGGCGGUGUGGCGAGCAAACUGGGGAAGGUGACGGGUAGCAGCCGGGCCAGGCGGAGCCAUAAAGCUGCGUGGAACCACGGUCCUAUUGGUAAAGAUAUUUAUGCUGCAAAAAGACUGAGGGAAGCGGCGAACAGCAAUGACAUCGACACAGUACGAAAGCUCCUGCAAGACGACAUAGACCCCUGUGCAGCUGAUGACAAAGGAAGAACAGCCCUCCAUUUUUCUUCCUGCAAUGGCAAUGAGAGCAUUGUGCAAUUGUUGCUGAGCUACGGCGCUGACCCCAACCAGCGAGACAGUCUUGGGAACACCCCCCUCCAUCUGGCGGCCUGUACCAACCAUGUGCCUGUAAUCACCACGUUGCUGAGAGGAGGAGCCCGUGUGGACGCCCUCGACCGAGCAGGCAGGACCCCUCUGCAUCUAGCUCGCUCCAAGCUGAACAUCCUGCAGGAGGGAGAUUCACGCAGCUUAGAAACCCUGAGAGGGGAAGUGACACAGAUUAUUCAAAUGCUGAGGGAAUAUCUGAACCUAAUGGGCCAGAGUGAAGCUAAAGAGAGACUGGAGCACAUUUCCACACAGCUGCAGCAAACACGCACCAAAGAGCAGGUGGAUGAAGUGACUGAUUUAUUGGCCAGUUUUACAUCACUCAGCCUACAGAAACAGAAUUUGGGGGAUAGGUAGAAGAUAUAAAGCAUAUAGAGAGCUGAAGUCCUGCUCCUUCUCAAGCCAGCCUCUGCUCCACUAGCCUCAAGCGGACAAGCGAACGAGGAACUGAAACUAAAUAUCUGUCCACAAUACUAAGGUACUGGAGUAAAGUAACCAUUGAUAUUUUACGCAGCUAUUAUUGUGCUUGCAUUUAAUAAAUAGAGGGAAGCUGUUGCUGUCCAGUGCUUUCAAAAUAACUUGGUUAAAAUAAUGCUCUUAUUUAACCGUCCACUGCAGUAGAAUAGCUCAGAGUAUGAAGAAAAAGAAAAUCUUGUAUCACAUUAAAGCUUUCCAUAAAAAGAUAACAAUAAAAAAGUGGUAGUGGACCAGAAGUGCAGUUGGACGUCGGCUCUCUAUUGUGUGUGUGUGUGUGUUUGUGUGUGUGUGUGUGUGAGAGAGAGUCAUAGCUGUGUGUAUUUGCUGACAUGUUCUCUUUUUGCCUGCCUUUAUUAGCUAAGUUCUGUGAUAACUAUUAGACACAUUUCUCAUUAAAUGAGUACACUGUUUCACAUGUUGUAUUUUUUUUCUUCCUCUUAUCAACAGCAUCUUUGUAUCACGUUGCCUUUUUUUCUCUUGUAUUGCAUGUUAUGUUUUGGAUUUGGACUGUACUGUAAAAAUGGAUUUUGACUGUUGUUGGAAGAUGGAUAUAUCUGAAUAAAUACAUUGAAUUGUU
Molecule: messenger RNA, 1914 nt
Organism: Scomber japonicus (chub mackerel)
Lineage: Eukaryota; Metazoa; Chordata; Actinopteri; Scombriformes; Scombridae
Gene: ankrd54
Product: ankyrin repeat domain 54
Exons: 8
Coding region: 255-1217 (320 amino acids)
Molecular function (GO): protein binding
Source: RefSeq, a predicted model, not a curated record